AUGAUUAUUCCUAUCUUAAUCGCUUCUCUCAUUUCAUCGAUUAAUGCUGUAUCUAUAGUAUCCCGUUCACAGUCUUACUCUCAGCCCGCCGUACUCGGCCCCCAAACUACAAUAACCAUAGGUAAUAAGGUCAUCGCUCCCGAUGGCUUCGAACGCGCAGCAACUGUUGUCAACGGCAUGUUCCCUGGGACCAUUGAUUGCAGCCCAGAAGAUAACUUUGCUAUUGAGGUAGUGAACGAGCUCAAAGACGAGUCAAUGUUCAAGAGUACCAGCGUCCACUGGCACGGUAUCUUCCAGAAUGGGACGAAUUAUGCGGACGGGACGUCCUUCGUCACACAAUGCCCCAUCGCACAGAACCACUCUUUCUUACACUCAUUCUCCGCCCCGAACCAAGCAGGCACUUACUGGUAUCAUAGUCAUUAUUCCGUCCAAUAUUGUGAUGGUCUGAGGGGAGCCCUGGUGAUCUAUGAUCCUGAUGAUCCCUUGGGAUACAUGUAUGAUGUCGAUGAUGCGAGUACGGUAAUCACACUUUCCGACUGGUAUCACGUCGUGGCCCCAGUCUUGCGCCACAUCAUAGGUACCACUGCCAACUCUUCGCUCAUCAAUGGACUGGGUCGUUAUGUAGGCGGACCCGCGUCUGAUCUUGCUGUGAUCAGUGUCGCACAGGGAAAGCGAUAUCGCAUGCGGCUGGUUGCAAUGUCCUGCGACCCAAAUUUCCAGUUCUCCAUCGAUGGCCACAACCUUACAGUCAUCGAAGCGGAUGGACAGCUGACCGAACCUGUGGUGGUAGAUGAGCUCACGAUUCUUGCGGGUCAGCGCUACUCUGUGGUUCUGGUAGCCGAUCAGCCGGUGGAUAACUACUGGAUACGCAGUCUUCCUAAUUUAGGGGGUGCAUCCUUCGUGGGAGGAACGAACUCUGCUAUCCUGCGCUAUCAAGGCGCCCCGCAGGUCGACCCGACCACAGUCAGUACAACCCAGGUCCAAUUGGCAGAGACCGACUUGCAUGCUCUGAUCAAUCCCGGUGCUCCUGGAAUUCCAGGGUACGGGAACGCAGAUAUCAACCUCAACCUCCAGAUUACUAGUCCCAACGGAACAUUCUAUGUCAAUGGUACCGCAUUCAAACCCCCCACCGUUCCUGUUCUACUCCAAAUUCUCAGUGGAGCUCAAGACGCGUCUCAGCUGCUCCCAAACGGGAGUGUAAUCGUUCUAGGAGCCAAUAAAGUGGUGGAGUUGACACUGUCAAUACAUCCCAUACACCUUCAUGGGCACACCUUCGAUGUUGUACAGAGCGCAGGCAACAGUACUUUCAAUUAUGUAAACCCAGUUCGCCGCGAUGUGGUAAGCGCUGGCGUCCCUAAUCAACAAAUGGUUAUACGAUGGACGACCGAUAAUUCUGGUCCGUGGUUCUUGCAUUGCCACAUCGACUGGCACCUUGAUGCCGGUUUUGCCGUGGUAAUGGCAGAAAGUCCCUCGGACACCGCUGCACAUGUGAAUCCCGUGCCACAGGACUGGGAUCAGUUGUGUCCAAUCUUUCACUCUUUAUCACCCUUGCAAUUGGGGGGCGGAGGUCGCUUUUCCUAUGAAGAAGCAGCUAAUAUGUCCACUAAACUCUUCCCACCAUCACCCCUUCCCUAAAUAUGGUAGAACGACAUCAUAAUCAUUUUCGUUUCCUGGGGGCAUCAUGUUUACAGCAUGAACUGCAUACCGAUAAUGUAUCUUUGUAUUCCAGUGCUGCUAUAAUUAAUUUCUGCCCCUUCAUAACUAGGUGCCGUCACUGGCGUUGACCUUGCUUGAAUGAUUAGUAGCCGC
Messenger RNA from Suillus subaureus, 1809 nucleotides. RefSeq names its product laccase. NCBI's taxonomy places the organism in Eukaryota, Fungi, Basidiomycota, Agaricomycetes, Boletales, Suillaceae. The record is from RefSeq and is a predicted model, not a curated record. The transcript is spliced from 12 exons. Gene Ontology annotation, molecular function: oxidoreductase activity; copper ion binding. Bases 1 to 1635 code for a protein of 544 amino acids.